This is a messenger RNA of Humulus lupulus (European hop), 1867 nucleotides long. Its product is annotated as transcription termination factor MTERF4, chloroplastic. Gene Ontology annotation, molecular function: double-stranded DNA binding. The coding region runs from base 161 to 1678 and encodes 505 amino acids. The transcript has a single exon. Gene Ontology annotation, biological process: regulation of DNA-templated transcription. NCBI's taxonomy places the organism in Eukaryota, Viridiplantae, Streptophyta, Magnoliopsida, Rosales, Cannabaceae. The record is from RefSeq and is a predicted model, not a curated record.
AUAGCAUAACUCUUCUUCUUCUUCUUCCUUUAGCCUAGUUGAAUGUUCUUCCAAAUCUCCAAAUACACAGGUAAGCAAGCUCUUGGAUUCCCUUUUUAUUGAUUUCAAUCUCCUAAGUAAUUUUCUUUGUUGCCUUAUUUUGUUCUUAUUUAAUCUUGAAAUGGCGAGCACACUAUUGAGAGGAAGAAGAAUCAUCACCAAAAUACUCGCCACAAGCCCAAGAUUUCCACCAAAACUGUGCCCAGUUUCACAAUCCAACCAAAACCGAUGUGCCCAACUUCCCCAUAUCCAAAACCCUUCAAGGGUUUUGCAGGUCUGUGUGUUCUCAACUCAGUUUCCCGAGUACGAGAUGCCCUCGGUAACUUGGGGUGUCGUUCAGGGACGCAAAGAGAAGCUUGUGUCUAGGGUCAUUAUAUGUGAUUACUUAAAGAGCUUAGGCAUAGUUACUGAUGAAUUAGAGAGCUUGGAAUUGCCCUCUACCGUUGAGGUCAUGAGAGAGCGAGUUGAGUUCAUUAUGAGGUUAGGACUGACUAUUGAUGACAUAAAUGAGUACCCUUUAAUGCUUGGAUGUAGUGUGAGAAAGAAUCUUAUUCCUGUGUUGGGUUACUUGGAGAAGAUUGGAAUUCAGAGGUCAAAACUCGGUGAAUUUGUUAAGAACUAUCCUCAAGUGUUGCAUGCUAGUGUUGUUGUUGAGCUUGCUCCUGUGAUUAAGUCUCUUCGUGGACUUGAUGUUGAGAAGGAAGAUAUUGGAUAUGUUUUGAUGAAGUAUCCUGAGAUUCUUGGGUUUAAGCUUGAGGGGACAAUGAGUACCUCAGUUGCUUAUCUUGUAAGUAUUGGUGUUAAUCCUAGAGAUAUUGGUCCAAUGGUCACCCAGUAUCCUUAUUUUUUAGGGAUGAGAGUUGGGACAAUGAUCAAACCACUUGUUGAUUACUUGGUUUCUUUGGGUUUGCCAAAGAAGAUUUUAUCCAGGAUGUUGGAGAAGAGGGCAUAUAUACUUGGUUAUGAUCUUGAAGAGACUGUUAAGCCCAAUGUGGAAUGUUUGCUGAGUUUUGGGGUUAGAAAAGAGGCACUUGCAUCUAUUAUAGCUCAGUACCCUCAAAUCAUUGGGCUGCCUUUGAAAGCUAAGAUGUCCUCACAACAGUAUUUCUUCAAUUUGAAGCUCAAGAUUGAGCCUGAAGGUUUUGCUCAAGUGAUGGAGAAGAUGCCACAGAUCAUCAGCCUUAACCAAAAUGUCAUACUAAAACCGGUUGAGUUUCUUCUCGGACGGGGGAUACCUUCCCCGGAUGUAGCUAAGAUGGUUGUGAAAUGCCCACAGUUGGUUGCAUUGCGAGUUGACCGAAUGAAAAACAGCUAUUACUUUUUCAAGAGUGAGAUGGGGAGACCAUUACAAGAGCUUGUGGAGUUCCCUGAAUACUUCACUUACAGCUUGGAGUCCAGGAUUAAACCUAGGUACAACAGGUUACAGAGCAAAGGUAUUAGGACAUCAUUGAAUUGGUUCUUGAAUUGUAGUGACCAAAGAUUUGAAGAGAGGUUACAAGGGGAUUAUAUCGAACCAGAGAGAUCAGGACCAUCCUUUUGUAUGGGUGGAAAAUUAGAGCUACCUGGUAGUGAGAUUGUGUCUGAUGAGGAAGAAGAGAGUGACAAUGAAGUACUUUACAAACGAACAGUUUCUCUUUGAUGAUUUUUUUGGGUAAAAACUCGUUAUUCAAAUUCAAUUUAAGAUUUUGUUCCCUACUAUUCUUGUCUUUUUAGCUGUUGCUUCUUGUUUUUUCUCAUUUAUUUUACUUUCAAGUUCCUCAUUUAGCUUGUUCAUAUGUUGAUUAAUAUGUAUUACUAUUGCUUAAUAACAUGGCAUAGAUACUGUGUG